Molecule: messenger RNA, 1365 nt
Organism: Aspergillus sclerotioniger CBS 115572
Lineage: Eukaryota; Fungi; Ascomycota; Eurotiomycetes; Eurotiales; Aspergillaceae
Exons: 1
Coding region: 35-1129 (364 amino acids)
Source: RefSeq, a predicted model, not a curated record
CCCGCCUCCAUCCAUCAUCCAACCCUCAUCAACUAUGACAUUCUUCAACAAACCCACCCAAGCACCAAACCCACCGAACCCCCAAACAAAAUGGAAACUCUACCAAAAGAAACUAAAAUCCCUUCGCACCACGCUCUUCCACCGCACUCCACCCAAACCCAACCCCAUUGACCGCAGCCCCUUCCCCUUCCUCCGCCUCCCCCCCGAAAUCCGCACCCAGAUCUACCACCUCCUUCUAACAGUCCCCGACGACGGCGCCCUCUGGCUCCGCUACAGCCUCCCCCGCCAAAAAUGGUGGGAUGCCACUCCCUUCUGCCAGUCCCCGGGCCCACGAACCCCCCGACCACGAGUUACCCUCGGCCUGCUCCUAACCUGCCAUACCAUCCGCGAGGAAGCCCUCCCCAUAUUAUUCAGAAUUAACAAGGUCUGGCUGGACGCCCCACCAGGGAAAUGUCUCGAGUUCUUAACCUCCCUCCCGCCCACGGUCUCGGGGGGCAUCCGGGAAAUGAAACUCUGGAUAGACGCGUAUUUAAACUGUGGCCGGGCAACGGGAAACUUACCCAGCUUUUCGCCCGAGGUGAAAGAAGAGCAUAGGCUUCGUGUUGAGGAUGAGUUACUCACGCCCUGGGGGGAGCUUUUUUCAUGGAUGCAGGGGAAUUUGAGAAUGUUGAAGACCCUGCACGUGUGGUUUGGGCCAGGGAGGUCCUGGCAUGCGGGGAAUUUGGGUGCGAUAUCUUUGGAGUGGCAGGGGUUUUAUCGACGUGGGUGGUUGGAGAAGAUUUGGGAGAUGAGGCAGGUGGAAUGGGUGUUGAUAGAAGCGCAGUUGGAAUGGUGUGAGCAGAUGGAGGAGAGGGAUAGGGAGUCGUUGCGUGAUUUGAUGGGUGAUGUGCAGCUGGUGAAGGGGUUCGAGGAGGUAUCGCUCGAGUGGAGUCACUUUUUCUUUUUGUCGAGUGCGUGUGAGCAGUUUCCCGAGACGAGUUUGUGUAUCUCCCUGCGGCGAGGGGAGGGGUUGGGGUUGGGUGAAUUGCCCGAGUAUAAACCCAUCUAUACACUCAAUGAUAUGAUUUGUCCGAGGAUUUGCGGUUUCGCGGAGCCGCAGCCGCCGCGGUCACCGAAUAAUUGUCGGUGAAUUGUGAUGAGAUGGUUGUUCUUGGAUAGAUGUCAGGGUGGAUUGGUGCUGAUGUUUGUGGAAUGGAUUAUGAUGAUAAUUAUGGCACAGUAAGAUGUUUCUCUGACGCUGGAUGAAGCUGGUAUGGCAAGAUAUUGUAUUCUCAGCGAUACACAGAUUUUAUGUUCCAAGCGGCCUAAGAAGCCAAAGCUAUGGACCAUAUGUCCCCAGUAACAAAUAGCAUUAGUGGUGUAGCG